AGCGAUAUGAGCCCUCGCUUCCCUCUUUCCUCUCUCUUUCCUCCACCGUAUUAAUGUCUCUCUUAGCUCUCUUCCCCUUGUCUCCGUACUCAUCGGAAAACCAAAAGCAUUAACAGAGACAACACAGAGAGAGAGAAUGGAAGUGAUGACGGUUCCUUCAUCUCCAAGGCAUUUAUCAGGUGGAUUCUUCAGUACACCGACAAGCCCACGAAGGGUUGCGGAGUUUUACAGAGAUUUCGAGGAUUAUACAUCAACACAAGACUUAUCAUCUGAGCCUCUGUUCAUUCCUUUUGAUUGGGAAGUGAAGCCAGGAACCCCGAAAUCGCCCACCAGCAAGAUCAAUACCCUUGUUAAAGAUGAUGAUGAUGAUGAUGAUGGUGGUGGUGAUGAUGAUUUCGCUUUCGACCUCGGUGACAGAUCCGAAACGGCCUCUCUUUUCGCGGAGGAGCUCUUCGACGGAGGCAAGAUCAAGCCCUUGAAGCCUCCACCACGUUUACAGAUAGACGAGCUCGAGCAGUUCAAGAAAACUUCUCCUCUUUCUUCUCCAAGGUCACCGAUCUCUCAGGGUAAGAACCUUCUACGCAAAGCGUUUUCGCCUAAGAAGAUGAAACCCGUGGACGUCGACCCGUUCAAAGCCGCCUUAGAAAAGGCACGGAAUGGGUCGAGAAGAGGACGAGGGAGAGAGCAGAGCCAUGGCUCGAACCAGAGAGCAUCGAGAUCGCUCUCCCCUUUCCGGGUCUCGGCCUAUCCAUGGGAAGAAGAAGAACAAGAUCAAGAACGAGAACGAAAGAAGAAAGAAGAAUCAGAAUCAUCCCUCAAGGAGAAGGGCUCUUUCUCGUCUGCGUUAUCUUCUGUAUCAUCAUCCUCCAGGAAAUGGAGGUUAAGAGACUUGAUUCUGUUCCGAAGCGCAUCCGAGGGAAGGGCGAAACAGAAAGAUUCGAUCUCGAGGUUUGCGAGUUUCUUCAAGAGACAAGAAGAGCCUGUGAAGAACAGUUCGGUCGGGAGAUCGAGAGGGACGUCGUCGUCUGUCUCGUCCCAUGGGUUGUACAUGGCGAGGAAAGCAGAAUCAAAAGAUGCGAAGAAGAGGACCUUCUUGCCUUACAAGCCAAUAGGGAGAUUCGCCUUUUAAUAUAUGCAUACGUGCACGUGUUUUAAUUCCUUCAAAUAACACAGAAGCAAUCUAAUGUUUUUAUUUAUUUGUUUGUUAAUCUUCAUAUAUGCAUGGAUGAACCGAGGGGGUGAAUAACACUACUCCUCUGUAUGUGAUUAAUUUAUUUUGUUAGGCAUAUUGUAUUUUUGGGUUA
Messenger RNA from Tarenaya hassleriana, 1304 nucleotides. RefSeq lists its product as uncharacterized. The record is from RefSeq and is a predicted model, not a curated record. NCBI's taxonomy places the organism in Eukaryota, Viridiplantae, Streptophyta, Magnoliopsida, Brassicales, Cleomaceae. The coding region runs from base 137 to 1129 and encodes 330 amino acids. The transcript has a single exon.